Oldenlandia corymbosa var. corymbosa is the source of this 930-nucleotide messenger RNA. NCBI's taxonomy places the organism in Eukaryota, Viridiplantae, Streptophyta, Magnoliopsida, Gentianales, Rubiaceae. The record is from the annotation of a GenBank genome assembly.
AUGCGAUUCAGAACCAUUUGUAAAGCAUGGCAUGCACUGAUUCUUGACCCGUACUUCACUAGAUGGCAUUACAACAAUUCUCGAAUUCGACCCGAAUCCUCUUAUUUCCAAUAUUAUCUCAUCAAGAAUGGUUCACCUGUGGAAGCAAUAGAAGAGGCCAUCAUCUCAGAAAAACUCGGAGGAGUUAUUUCAAGCCGUGGUUGCAAUACUCAACAGCUUCCGUUACACAAAUUCCUUGGUUGUGGUGGCACAGUAAUUUGUUCCGGCGUUGUUAACGGUCUAAAGCAUUGUUUACUGGGAUUUGAUCCGAUCAAUUCCGAGGAUUAUAAAGUACUCUACUUGGGUUGUAAAGGGAAAUUUAUGUGGACCACGUUAACGAGCAAGUAUGAUACUGUGUCACACAGAUGGAGAUGGAGAGAAGUUGCAAGUUCACCUCAGGUUGAGCCUAUUAGGAAAUCUCCAUCAGAUCAUAUAUGUGUUGAUGGCGCAAUCUUGUGGAGGGAAAUAGUAGUUGUGAAUGGUGAAAGAUUUGUGCCGUGUUUCGAGGUUGGGGAGGAAAAGUUUGAAGUUCUUCUGAUUCAUGAUCCGGUGGUCAUUAAUGAGAUAGAUUUUAGUUCUGAUAAAGUGAUCAUAACCGAAAUUGGGGACGAAUUCACGUUGGCAAGAUCCAGGUUCCAUGAUAAGAAUGUUGAAAUUACAUUGUGGAUGUUGACGAACCGGCGUGACCAGGUCUGGUUUAAGUCUACCAUCGAGCCAGCCAAGGCAUUGUUCUCCGGUCCAAGGAUUUGCUUUGUGGGCUGCAGAAAUACAGGUAAUAAGCUCCUAAUAGCAUCAAAGUCGAGGAAGUUGACACGAGCACGGAACAAACGGGUUUGGACAUGGAUUUUGGGCUCUUUGACAUUUUGUGAUUUGGAAAUGAAGGACUUGUAA